This is a messenger RNA of Anopheles marshallii, 2139 nucleotides long. RefSeq names its product protein Teyrha-meyrha (gene tey). Gene Ontology annotation, molecular function: ubiquitin protein ligase activity. The record is from RefSeq and is a predicted model, not a curated record. The transcript has 9 exons. Gene Ontology annotation, biological process: protein ubiquitination. NCBI's taxonomy places the organism in Eukaryota, Metazoa, Arthropoda, Insecta, Diptera, Culicidae. The coding region runs from base 1 to 2139 and encodes 712 amino acids.
AUGAUGGAUAAUCCGAGCUAUGGAUCCGCUCACAUGUCUUCGCCAGCGCUGGUAGUUUUCUCACAAGCAACGAAUGGAUUAAGUGACGCCCUGCGCAUACAACGCCCUUUUCACUCUCAACUGCCCGACGCCAAGGACCUGCACCAUCUCUCACUGAUGAGUGGCUACGGUGCGCACCUCCUGCACGGCUUCCAGCCCCACUUCCUGCAUCCGCUCAACCCAGCCGUUUCGACCGCGAGCGGCACCAGCCCGUUCAGCGGUGGUGGAGCAUUUGUGAAACCGUUCCCGUCCAACCUGCCCCUCCCGUCGGCCUUCGCACCACCGAAAUGUUUAGGUUUCGGCAUCGAUCAAAACAUUUUCUCGAAGGGACUUCUGUUCGGUUCGUCCGGCUCGGGUUCCGAAUCCUUCCGGACGGACUCGUCCAGCCCAGCCUGCACAUCACUGUCUCCACCGGCCAAGGACGAAUCGCUCGAAGGCCAAACCAGCGAGGAUGGUGAUCGUGAACGGGAUCGUAUCUGCAGCCCGGAACGUAGCCCCGAAACACCCGGAUUUCGACGUAUCGGACCACCGAAGAAAUCAUUCGUCGGCACACCACCACCAAACGCGUGUCCCAUCUGUGGCGUUCAGCUCUCACCAAGUGACCUGGAGACCCACUUUUCCGCGGAACUGUCGCGGCUUACCAAGAUGACAACGCACGCGGAACGGAUUGAGCUGCGGCGGACACUAAGCGUCGAUCUGCACACGGUGCAAAAUAAUCUACAGGGCCGGACGAGCCGUUGGGAGACGUUCAAAAAUAUUCGCAACAAGCGUCAGGACCGGCUGCGCGGCAAGCUACGAAAACGAAAGUUUGACGGUGAGGAUGGGUUUGGGUUGCAGCUGACGAACAUCAACUGCCAAUCGUGUCCGGUGUGCCAUGGCAGGUUGCAACGAACGCAGGAGGAAAUAGCGCAGCAUAUUGAGGAAUGCGUCCGAAAGCAACAGCAUCAACAUCAGCAUCAACAAUCGCAACAGCAGCAACAGCAGACACCGCCAUCCCUACAUGCAUCGCACCCGAUACAUCCCCAUCAUCCUCACCAUCAUCACCUUCAGCAGCAGCAGCAGCAGCAAACGUCACAACAGCAAACAUCACAACCCGCCAAUCAACCAUCACCGCAAGACGAGGACGAAACGGUCGAUGUGGAAAGCUACGGUGAUGAGACGUCCAACGGGGCGAUCAACAUGUCGUCGAACGUGAUUCAUCACACCAGCGCGGCCAGUAUGCUGCAUCAUCCGAACAACGCCAGCAACAACAACAACAACAACAACAACAAUAUUAUCAAACCAGACAACCCAGCAAUAACGAAGUUGCCACUCGAGGAGAGUGCCAUCAGUUCGCUCAGCUCGAUCGUACCGCACUGGGACAGGAAGACGCGUCUCACUAUCCCGCUAAACUGCAAACCUACCAUUGGAGAUGAAACACGACCCUGGACAACGGUGGUAAAGCCGCGAAUGUUGGGUCCUUUCGAGGGAGGUCCCGGACCAGUGUCCCAAGCCUCCAAUGUUCCGGCCAAUGCAACGGAUCAUUCGAUCACACGAGUUACUCCGACCAGCAGUGAUCAGCGCAUCGACGUUGACUACGACCAGGAGCACGACCAUAGCCAGGAUAUGGUCACCGAUAACGACGAGGAGGUGAUUGUCGACAAUACGGACGAUGAGGACUGCAUGAAGCGACCCCGGGCGGGACAACUUACCCAACAUAACGGGCACGGUCCACCCGGGAUCAACGGACUCGGAGAUAAGAAUAGCACCGAGGAAGCCACGUCGUCCGUCGAGAUCGAUUCAGCUACCGAUUCGAUGCCCUCGCGGACUGCCGGUACGACCCCAAACUCGGACUCGUACGUCAGUACCUCGGAGUCGGCGGAACCGUCCUCCAAGGCGCAGGUCCUGGAAGAGCUUAAAGCCCGGAUACGGGAACUGGAGGGUUCACCGCACUACAAGUGUUUCAUAUGUAAGGAAAAAUGUAAAACAUUAAUCAUAUCGAAAAUCUGUGGCCACUAUCUCUGCGAAGAAUGUUGGAUAACGGAAUCGGAAUCGUCCAAAUCUUGUCCCCGGUGCAAGAUCAUUACAGCGAAUUCUGAUUUUAGAAAAAUUCAUGCUUAA